GCGCUGCACCUGCAGAGCGGUCCACGGUUGCUAGGCUGGCCCCGCGGACCUGUUCGGGCUCCCGAGUGCCACGCCCCCGGCAGGGAAGGCCCCUGGAGGGCAAGACCGGGCACCGGGGUACCCCUGCCCCUGGGGUUCCCCGGGAGCCAAGGGACCUGGAAUCAGUCGUGACCUAGUCGUGACCUGCCAUCCUUGUAGUAACAGUUAGUGACCGGAGGAAUUCACGCCUUAGCGGUCGGCCAGGAUUAUGUCAUUUCGAGGAGUCCAAAAUGAUAGUUCCCUUUUAUGUACUACUUUAUGGAUGGUGAGGUUUAAUCUACAUUCCUCAUCCUGUAUAGUCCUCAUACUGUCACGGAGGCGCAGGGAGAGUCGUGGAGGUUCCAGUAGACUCGGAACCAUCUUUUGUACCUUUCACCUUUGUGUUCUUUCCCAGCACAGUUUCAGAGUCAGGAACACAGGUUGUGGGUCACAUCACUUCAUCCAUGAUACAAUAAACCGGUUCUUCAUUCGUUCAUAAAACAUAUUCUUAUUAAUUCGUGGAGUCAGAGAUGCAAAACUGGCUCCGACCGGUGUGUGUGGGGGGGUGGAAAUGUAAAGGUGCUUUUUCUAAAGUUGGGGAGGUGGCCCUGGUCCUGUUGUCAUGUGACACCCUUUCCUUGUGUGUGCAUUGGAGAUAGUGAUGAGGCCAUCCUCUUUCCUCUAGUAAUCCUCUCUUCUGCCAGAGGAGCAGGUAGGACGUGCAGCUUGUCAACAGCCCAGCUUCAGUGAAGCAUUAGACAUCUGAUUUUAUUUAUUUGUUUGGUUUUUGAAACUAGGUCUUACUGUGUAGUCCUGGCAGGCCGGGGACUCAUGGGCAGUCCUGCCUCUGCCUUCCUAGUACCGCCAUGACUAGCUUAGACAUCUGAUUUUUUUUUUUUUCCUGUUCUUUCGCUAGGACCAGCUUUCUCCUCGGACUCUACCAUUCCCACCCAUCUGGUCCCACUCCACUCCACCCGCUUCUCCAUCCCUUCCUCUUCUCUGGUCACUCCCACCCCCACAUCCUCCCACCCACCCUCCUCCUCAGGCUCUCCCACCACCUCUCUCUCAGGUUCAGGCUCUCAACUCAUUGUGGGUGGCUCUUCCUCUGGGAAAGAGGGAGGAGGGACCAGGACCUGAGUUGCACAAUGGUUGUCUGGAUGGGCUUAGGAGCCUUUUUUUUGAGGGACCCCCUUGCCCCUAUCCUGGGGCUUUGAUACCUUUCCAAGCCCCUGGAGCUUCCCGUCCUUCUCCUGACACCCAGUCAAGAGAUCAGAGUAUGGAGGAGCACCUGGCUGUCAUGCAUGAGAAACUGAGACACGAGCUUCCUACUCUCUUUCUUCGCUCCCAUGACUACACUCUCUAUUCAAUGGAUGUGGAGUUCACCAAUGAGAUCCUGAACAUCCGUACCAAGGGCCGGACAUGGUACGUUAUGUCUCUGACCUUUUGCCGCUUCCUGGCUUGGAACUAUUUUGCACAGUUUCGGUUGGAGAUCCUACAGCUGACCCGCCACCCUGAGAACUGGACCCUGCAAGCCCGCUGGAGGCUAGUAGGUCUGCCCAUACAUAUGCUCUUCCUGCGCUUCUACAGGCGUGAUAAAGAAGAGCUCUACCGGACCUUCGAUGCCUAUUCCACCUUCUACCUGAAUUCUAGUGGCCUCAUUUGCCGUCACCACCUAGACAAGCUGACGCCUUCACACUCACCUUCGACACCUGUGAAGAAGCUGCUGGUGGGCGCUCUGGUGGCCCUGGGGCUCUCAGAACCAGAGCCCAACUUACACCUGUGUUCCAAGGCCUGAUCCCAGCUUGGGUGGAGGCAUCAUGAAGAGUUUGCUGCGCACAAGAGGAGGUGAAGGUGGACAAGAAUGUCCAGAGCCAGCUACCUCCCCUCCACUCUCCUGCCUUCUUCCCAUCUCAUGCUGUGUAAAGCUGCUGUGUAAUUUAAUUUGUAAAUAAUAAAGUUUAAGGAAACAACAA
Myodes glareolus (Bank vole) is the source of this 1991-nucleotide messenger RNA. Lineage: Eukaryota; Metazoa; Chordata; Mammalia; Rodentia; Cricetidae. The record is from RefSeq and is a predicted model, not a curated record.